AUGGCUUCAUCUCAGGCUGAUCUGGUUGACUGCUCUGACAGCGUAGAUGUCCACGACAAUGUUAUCGUUAUGGAGGUGGACAAUCUCCUUGUAGGAUGGCUGGCAUACGAAAUAAAAUUCACGCCUAAAAAACCAGGCCCCAUGAAACUCAUCAUUCGUCUUAAAGACGCUGUCAAACUCAUGCAUGUCGAAGAAUCUACUGACAGUGAAGCUGAAUUAUUGUUUCCAAGCAACGGACGGAAGAGGGCUCGCAAGAACAAGAAAUCACCCGAAGCGCAGUACGCUGAAAAUGGAACCUUCCCUUUCCUUGAGGAUACAGAUGGCGACCCAGUCCAAAAGUUCGAGGUAUCUCGCAUCACAAAGAGUUUGCGAAGCUGCUGGGCUGCCUUAAAGCAAGAGAACCGAGCUCCCGAUACCUGGGGCAAGGCCGGAAACAAGAUUCUCGACGAAGUUGCAGAGGAGAUGGCACGUUUGCACCCUAUUCUUGCCUUAUGCGAAAAUGGAUGGAAGGUUCACAACACAGGAUUCGAUGAUCAUGAAACAUCAAAAUGGCGGAAAGUAUCUGGGUCUGCCGAGUCUGGAUCUGAUGCAUCGAAGUCUCGAAUCACUGGCGAUGAGUCUACUACCCUCUCCGAGUCUCAGGCGAAACAGGAUACACCAGUGCUGGAAGACAUUACCACGACUCCCAUCCUCAAUUUGCAGAAUGGUUCAAAAAGCGAUAUUGGCACUUCUGAGCAGGAGCAGCAGUUUAACGAUACGCAACAGCCACCAUCUAUUGAAGCAUCGACUCCUUCCCCGCAGCCUGGGCCUGUGUCUCUUCCUGUGCCCCGUGUUUCACUAACUCAGAUUACUACCCAUGACACGAGCAACUCUCCAGAAGCUUCAUCCCAUGCAAACAUGGCAGGUACCACCUCUCAAGACUGUCUCAAUCAUAGCAACGACACUGUCAACACAAGCACUGGUAUUACUGAGGGCACAGAAACAACUGUAGAAGUAACAUAUGGAACCAUGACCUCCUUCCCUGUAAUCAAGAACCCUCUUGCGAAGCUUGCUGAGCGAAAACGCGAAUCAACUGUCCCCAAUCCUGCAGUGACCCCGUGCGACGUGCCUGCCUCGUUGUCUGCACCCAUGCUGCCACCUAAGGACAUGCCUGUACCCCCUGCAUCAGCUGCUGUCGAGUCGGCGGCAAGUGCUAAAAAAUUUCAACCCGGUACAUCGAAGAAUGGAAGGUCACUCUGUGCACACCAAUGGUUGAAGCAGAUCGCUGCAAAUGGCUCGUCGGCCAAUUUCAGGAUUUACUGGUCUGGCCUGACGAAAGAGAAGCAGGUGGCUUAUGAAUCCGACGCGCUGAAGCUGGUCAAGGACAAUAUAUGGAACGGCAAUACAGUCGACAUCAUCAGCAAGAUCUCUUCCGGCACUCUAUACUAG
Suillus fuscotomentosus is the source of this 1428-nucleotide messenger RNA. RefSeq lists its product as uncharacterized. The transcript has 9 exons. NCBI's taxonomy places the organism in Eukaryota, Fungi, Basidiomycota, Agaricomycetes, Boletales, Suillaceae. The record is from RefSeq and is a predicted model, not a curated record. Bases 1 to 1428 code for a protein of 475 amino acids.